AUGGCCUACCCACCUAUCGCCAAUGUUCGAAGCAAGUCCACUUCCGAAGCCUAUAAUCCACCGACGUACCCCGCUUCAAGAGGCAAGCCUACACGCGCCAAACCCGCAGGGGGCUCGCAUUCAUUCAGGCCAAAUUUACCCAAGGACCCAUUCGCAGCACGUCCCUGGAUCGUGGACUUUGACGCUCUCCCUCUCAAUUCAGCACGCCAACAUCAAACUAUCCUCGUCAUUGGUACCCCUCCUCAAGCCGACUUGCACGCCCUCGUUUAUUCCUCGCUCUUAAAGGACUCGUUUCUCCUGAUUGCAACGCACGACGUCAAGCCUCUCGAUUCCCUUCUGCUGCUCAGCCCUUCGGAAUCGACGAAACCCGCGUACGGACCUACAACACGCAUUCUUCGGCUCGCCGUUCCCCUUUUCACCACCUCGCAAACGAGUUCGGUUACCUCUCUGCCAGCGACCGGGGGUGCGGGUGCGGGAGGCUCAGAUGCACUCCGGCUGAUGUCUCUUCUGGCAAGGGCGUCUCAAGUCGUUAAUGCACUCGAGGCCUCCAAUCCAAGCAUCACUUCCACUCCCCCGGGCGGUGUUGUGCCCGCCUCAACGCGCAUUCAGCAACUCAGCGAGGACCCCGUAACGGGCGAGUUCGCCGUCGUGGAAGUGCUCGGAUCGACCUCGGGAGCGGCCCUGCGUACAUUCCCGAAUGGCCAUGGCGAAAUACCGACACCACCACCACCCCCGAAUUCGAAGAAGAGCAAACGCCAGACGCUGCAUGGUUUGUUUGGGUUUGGCUCGAAUUCGUCCUCUCCAUCGGCCGAUUCGGGCUCGACCUCGCCUGCGUCGCCGACGCCUCACCUAUCCAACUCGGCGAUCCAGCGAGCCGGGGUGAAUGGUUUUGCGAAUUUCGCUUCCACUGCGUACCCCAGGCCAGGGGAAGGGGGAGGGGGGACGAGAGCGUUCGACGCGCUCAUUAAUUACCUCCCCUCGCCUUCGACUAUACCUGAGAAGGUUCUGUUGAAACAGGCGAUCCUCGUUACGACACUGAGCGCGCCUUACCUCUCCACCAAAGACGACUCCUCUCCCCCUCCUUUGUCGUUGGCUUCCUCGCCUGGUCUCGUCACACCGUCCAAAUCCAAGGAGAGAAGACAUACGAGUAUGCUCGGUAUCCCGCUCCGGCGGUUGACUUCGCGGACGUCGAGUUCGGGGCACGAAGGGGAUCCUCCUGAGAGUAGUAAGCGGAACACGCUUAGUCGGAGGAUCAGCACGAAGGAUUUGGGUAGGAAGUUUAGUGGGAAGGUUGGUGGGAAUGGUGUGUCGUCCCUUCCUCCGUUGACUUCUCGUGGGGGAGAAGAUGAUCAUGACUGGGAAAAGGUGGAUGGACUGCGACGCUACAGAGGCUCAGCGCAUUUGAUCCACGUUUUACCCGAUUCGUCGGUGCUUUGGGGUUCCCAGCCUGGUUCGGCAUCUGGUUCAGGUUCCAAUUUGGCUGCAACCUCGAGUAAUACCAAUACCCAUACGCCGACUUCCAAACCGAAAUUGGUGACGAGUAUAGAACAGUUUGUGUUGGCGUUUGCGUUCCCGCUGGGUGUGUCGCUGCGGGGGUCGUCCUCUUCCCAUGCGGUGGUGGUGAAGGGGGAUGGCUCGAGGGAUGGAAGGGGUAAUACGGUCAUACCCUCCAAAUCCACCCCGGCUCUACACAAAACGGCGGUGGAUGCACCUUUGGAUGCUACGCAGAGAGGACGGGGAGGGGCUUUGAUGCCUAGCAUCCUUGUUCGCGAGACGAGUGCGGGUCCUUAUGCUGGUAGUUCCAGAGGUGGUGGUGGAGGAGGAGGAGGUGCAGCGGGGAGCACGGGAGGCGAGAAGCCGAUUCCGUAUAUCGUCAGAGCGGGUGUCAUGGGCGGGCAGCUUUCGAUCUCGUACUCUUUCUCCAACCCCGAUUACCCUACCACCGACAACGAUCCACCUGCGGACUUGCAGCACCCGGAUACUCAGAACGGUCAGGUGGUGCUCACAUUGAGCAUCCUCGAUUUAUUGGUGUUUGGCGCGUUUGAUGGGUCGGUGGGGGAGCAUGGGGGUGGGAAGGCGUGGUUGGGCGGGGUGGGGGUGAGGGAGGUUGUGGAGGGGUUGGGGAGGGGUGCGAGUAUGGGUGGUUUGGGAAACUGCCAUCCUGUGGAUGUCCGACCCCCGAGCACGAGUGUGGUUAUUGAUACUGUUUGGAUCGGUGCUGUCGAUCCGAAGCGGGGGAGUGAGAGGAGCAGGGAGAGGGAUAGGGAUAGGGAGAAGGAUAGGGAUAGGUAUAGUCCUCCGCCUGUCGUUCCACCUAAAGAUGAUUUAAGUGGAUUGGAUAAUUGGGCGAGGGUGGGUCAGGGACAGGGACAGGGUUAUGGUCGGACGCUUCAUUCCCCGGGUAGUAUGCCGACGAGCGAAUAUCCUCAUGGAGCUUCGAGAGCUUCCCAGCACCAUCGACUUCCUCCUUCUCGAACUUCUGAUGAGCAGUAUUAUGAACCCGCCCCGAGGGCGAGCUCUGACCAGUACCACCACCAAUCCCAGCACCCGCACCACCACCACCACCACCACCAGUCCCAGCACCACCACCAACCCCAGCACCAGCACCGAUCCCAGCACCAGCACGAGCCAACGUCCAAGACUACUUCAAACAAAGUAUCGAGGAAACCGGCACCUACGAUCCCAGCGUCCGACUCGCUCAUGGCCGCUUGGGAAGCUGUUACUGCUGCUAAUAAUCACCAGGUGAAGGGUGAGGGGGUGCAGGUGGAUGGUGAGGUGGUGGACGAUGGGCGAUUGGGUGAGCAGAAGAUUUGGGAUGGUCAGAAUGAGCAGAAGGUUGGAGAGGGUCAGGGCGAGCAGAAAGUUAGAGAGGGAAAGGAAAAGACGAAGGAUAAAGAUGGCAGGGAGCGGAGGGAGAGAGACAAAGAAAAGGAGAGGGAGAGGGAAGCGAGGCGGGAGAGACGGGAGUCUCGGAGGACGCGAGAUGGGGAGAAGACGCGCGCGAGUGGGGGUCGUGAACGUUCGGCUAGUCGGAGUCGGCGCAGGUCUGAGGAUGAGGCUCGGGAUAGGGAGAGGGAGAGGAGGUAUGUGGAGGAAGAAGUUCGGGAGCGCGAGAGGGAAAGGAGGCAUCGUCGGGCGUCUGAGUCGAGAAAUAGGGAUCGGUCAAGGGAGAGGGCUGAGAGGCCCAGAGAAGAUCUCCAUCGUGAGCAAGUACGUGAAAGUGGGAGGGAACGUCGCAGGGAGCGUGAGACGACAGGGUUGUUGACGCCCCCUGUUAGCGGGAGCGAGGUGGAAGUUGACGUUGACGUUGAGCUAGAGGAUGGGUUGGAUAGUCCUGGUGUUGAAGGGAAGGGGAUGGGGCUGGCUCUCAUCGGCGAGUCGGGCAAGUCUAGGCGACGCGACCGCGACCGCGAUCAUCGUGACUACAACCGUUUCGACCAAGACUCCACCCCACGUGAACUUCGGACGGAACGUCAUGAACAUAGUCGGUCGAGGUCCGGGAGGGAGAAGAGGAUUAGUAGUUCUCGACCGCCUAGUCUUGUUAGGCGGGACACGGGGGCGAGUGGGGAUCAGGUACAGGAUGGGCGGGUCCCACCUAGUGCGAGUUCGGAGUCUGCGGCGAAGGUUGGGAAUGAGAGUUUUGAUAUUGCGGCGUACUAUGAGUAUGAUCGGACGAAAUGUGAGAAGCAGAGGAGGGAGCGGAAGGAGAGUGAGAGGGAUCGGCGUGGUAGUCGAGAGAGGGAGAAAGACAGGGAGAAGGAUAAAGAGAAGGAAAGAGAGAAGAGGAGGAAGGAACGUGAGAAGGAGAGGGAGAAGGAUAAGAAUAAGGAGAGGGAUGGAGAGCGGGAGAGGAGGAAAGAACGCAGUGGAGAUCGCGAGCGUGAACGCAGAGACAAACCCGAUAUUGACUAUAACCGUGGAGGAAUGGGUCCUCCGCCCUCCUCGCGACAUACCCGCGAUUCACGCGAAGCCGAGGGAGGGCGAAGAUCGAGCAGCCGCCAUCGACGAGAGAGCCGGGAGGACCAAGGAGACGACCGUGAGCAGCGCAGGAGGCGACACAAAAGCAGCGCUGGUACACGUCGACAGACUCAGAGUGAAGAGGGGAGGGAUAUCUAUUAUGUGACAUAUAAUGGGGAGAUGAAGGAGAGUAGGUCGGCGGUUCGGUAUGACGAUGUGCCGGGGUUGGCUGAUGUCCUCAGAGAGGAUGGGAGAUGCUCGAUGGCUGGGAUCCCGCCUAACUUCGAUCCUGAAGCUGCUGCUGCUGCUGCUAGUGCUCCCACGAAGCAUCGGACUCGACGAUCAACGGAGGAUGGAGAGUCGAGGCGCAGACAUAAAUCCGAGUCUAGCAAAGCACGUCGGUCUGAAGCGAUCGAGCUUGUUGAAGGAUCUUCGUCCUCCAACCAGCGCCAUCGCGAAGAUCGGGAGAGGGAUCGGGAACAGGACCUCUCGCUGCUGUUGAGACCGGACCAGUCGCGACAGGUGGGGAAGAGGAGCAGUGCGUCGAGGUUGGGGGAGGUGGUGGGCAAGGUGAUGUCCAUGGCUGGGUCGCCUGAGAGGGUGCAGCGGACGAGGAUGCAGCCUGUCAUUGGUUGA
This is a messenger RNA of Coprinopsis cinerea okayama7#130, 4593 nucleotides long. RefSeq lists its product as hypothetical. Bases 1 to 4593 code for a protein of 1530 amino acids. Lineage: Eukaryota; Fungi; Basidiomycota; Agaricomycetes; Agaricales; Psathyrellaceae. Gene Ontology annotation, biological process: maintenance of gastrointestinal epithelium; negative regulation of barbed-end actin filament capping. The transcript has 3 exons. The record is from RefSeq and is a predicted model, not a curated record.